UUUGCCGCCUCUUGUGCAACUGAUACGUAUUCCGUGUUUAGAUUCCCAGGGUUUGUUCUGCCAUGCCUGGGAGUUCACCCCGUUCAAGAGAUUUCGCCAGAGGAGCAGCGCAGUGUUACUUUGAAGGAUCUGGAUGCUGCGUUGCCACUUAUAGAACUCUACAAAGAUAAAUUGGUGGGGAUCGGAGAAGUUGGACUAGAUUUCACUCCAAGAUUUGCCAGCACAGAGGAACAGAAGGAAGGACAAAGACAGGUUUUGAUCAAGCAGAUUGAGUUAGCAAGAAGACUGGAUUUGCCGUUAAAUGUUCAUUCCCGCUCAGCUGGACGACCAACCAUUAAUCUCUUAAAGGAGCAAGGUGCUGCAAAGGUCUUGCUCCAUGCAUUUGAUGGGAAGCCAUCUGUAGCAAUGGAAGGGGUGAAAGCUGGAUACUUCUUCUCCAUUCCUCCUUCCAUUAUAAGGAGUGAACAGAAGCAGAAACUUGUGAAACUGUUACCUCUGGAAAGUAUGUGCUUAGAAACUGACUCUCCUGCUCUGGGGCCUGAAAAACAGGUGAGAAAUGAACCAAAAAAUAUUUACAUUGCUGCAGAGUAUAUUGCCAAAAUUAAAGGAAUUCCAGUUGAAGAAGUUAUAGAAGUGACUACGCAGAAUGCACUGAAAGUAUUCCCCAAACUUCGGAACUUUCUUCGGAUCUAGACUUAGAAACUGAAAUAUGUGAUAUUACAGAAACUUAUUAUUUAUGGUGUAAUAAAUAAAACCACCACGCAUCUUGUCUUAAAGUGGAGUUUUGCUGCUGGAAAGUUCAAGUAGUGAGCAGUGUGUUAUAUGGAUGCAUAAGAUGGAUAUUGUGAAUUUCUCAAAUACCUUCUUCGGGACACUGUCAUCUCUUAGAUGGGAUAAAGACAAGUUGCGCAUUUGCA
Tauraco erythrolophus (red-crested turaco) is the source of this 917-nucleotide messenger RNA. The record is from RefSeq and is a predicted model, not a curated record. Lineage: Eukaryota; Metazoa; Chordata; Aves; Musophagiformes; Musophagidae.